Messenger RNA from Topomyia yanbarensis, 2970 nucleotides. RefSeq names its product endoplasmic reticulum chaperone BiP (gene Hsc70-3). Gene Ontology annotation, molecular function: ATP hydrolysis activity; ATP-dependent protein folding chaperone; ATP binding. The record is from RefSeq and is a predicted model, not a curated record. NCBI's taxonomy places the organism in Eukaryota, Metazoa, Arthropoda, Insecta, Diptera, Culicidae. Gene Ontology annotation, cellular component: endoplasmic reticulum chaperone complex; endoplasmic reticulum lumen; membrane. Gene Ontology annotation, biological process: endoplasmic reticulum unfolded protein response; protein refolding; cellular response to unfolded protein. The coding region runs from base 269 to 2242 and encodes 657 amino acids. The transcript has 2 exons.
UUAUUUAUUUGCCGGAGCGACCGAACUGUGUAGUAUCAUUCGAACAACAGAAAAGUGAAGAGCGUUAUUUGAAAGUAUUGUUCAAACAAGUAGAAGUUACCGGAGGAAUAAUUAAAGAGAAGGUUCUCAUAUAUAGUGCAAAGGGACGUAAACUAACGGGAUUUGUCGUCUUCCAAGUUCGGAUUUUUGGAAAAUACGAAGCUUCUGUGAUUAUUGUGAUAUAGAGUAAACGCAUAAAACGAGGCUGUGCUGUGGAAUAGUCCCCACAAUGAAGCUGCUAAUACCGUUGGCCCUGGUGGCCGCCCUGGCCGUGCUAAGCUGCACCGCCGCAGAAGAGAAGAAGGAACAAGAUUACGGAACAGUCGUCGGUAUCGAUCUGGGAACCACGUACUCCUGCGUGGGUGUGUACAAGAACGGACGCGUCGAAAUCAUUGCCAACGAUCAGGGUAAUCGAAUCACUCCGUCCUAUGUGGCCUUCACUGCCGACGGUGAACGGCUGAUUGGUGAUGCCGCCAAGAACCAGCUGACCACCAAUCCGGAGAACACCGUGUUUGAUGCUAAGCGACUGAUUGGACGUGACUUUACCGAUUCGACCGUUCAGCAGGAUAUCAAACUGCUGCCGUUCAAGGUAGUGGAGAAGAACUCCAAACCACACAUCAAGGUGUCCACUAGUCAGGGUGAGAAGGUGUUUGCUCCGGAGGAAAUUUCUGCGAUGGUGUUGGGUAAGAUGAAGGAAACUGCCGAAGCUUAUUUGGGCAAGAAAGUUACCCAUGCUGUUGUUACCGUGCCGGCUUACUUCAACGAUGCUCAGCGUCAGGCUACCAAGGAUGCCGGUGUUAUCGCCGGGCUGAAUGUAAUGCGUAUCAUCAAUGAACCUACGGCUGCUGCUAUUGCCUACGGCCUGGACAAAAAGGAUGGCGAAAAGAACGUGCUGGUGUUUGAUCUGGGUGGCGGAACCUUCGAUGUAUCCCUGCUAACAAUUGAUAACGGUGUGUUUGAAGUCGUCGCUACCAACGGAGAUACGCAUUUGGGAGGCGAAGAUUUUGAUCAGCGUGUAAUGGAUCACUUCAUCAAGCUGUACAAGAAGAAGCGAGGCAAAGAUAUUCGCAAGGAUGUUCGAGCUGUUCAGAAGCUGCGUCGUGAAGUCGAGAAAGCCAAGCGUGCUUUGUCUUCCAGCCACCAGGUCCGCGUGGAGAUCGAGUCGUUCUAUGAGGGUGAUGAUUUCAGCGAGACCUUGACCCGUGCCAAGUUCGAGGAGUUGAACAUGGAUCUGUUCCGUUCCACCAUGAAGCCUGUACAGAAGGUUCUGGAAGAUGCUGACAUGAAUAAGAAAGACGUUGAUGAGAUUGUCCUGGUCGGAGGUUCAACCCGUAUUCCUAAGGUUCAACAGUUGGUUAAAGAAUUUUUCAACGGCAAGGAACCAUCCCGUGGUAUCAAUCCCGAUGAAGCCGUCGCUUAUGGAGCUGCUGUUCAGGCUGGUGUACUAUCCGGCGAACAGGAUACGGAAGCCAUCGUUCUAUUGGACGUCAACCCAUUGACUAUGGGUAUCGAAACCGUCGGAGGUGUCAUGACCAAAUUGAUCCCUCGCAACACUGUCAUCCCAACGAAGAAGUCUCAAAUCUUCUCCACUGCCUCGGACAAUCAGCACACUGUCACCAUUCAAGUGUACGAAGGUGAACGUCCAAUGACCAAGGAUAAUCAUUUGUUGGGUAAAUUCGAUUUGACUGGCAUUCCACCGGCUCCACGAGGUAUCCCACAGAUUGAGGUGUCCUUCGAAAUCGAUGCCAACGGUAUUCUGCAGGUUUCGGCCGAGGAUAAGGGAACUGGUAAUCGGGAAAAGAUCGUCAUCACUAACGAUCAGAACCGACUGACUCCGGAUGACAUCGACCGUAUGAUCAAGGAUGCCGAGCGCUUCGCUGAUGAUGAUAAGAAACUGAAGGAACGUGUCGAAGCUCGUAAUGAGCUGGAAAGCUAUGCCUACAGUCUGAAGAAUCAAAUUGGGGAUAAGGAUAAAUUGGGCGCAAAGCUUUCCGAUGACGACAAGAGCAAGAUGGAGGAAGUGAUUGAUGAAAAGAUCAAAUGGCUCGACGAGAACCAGGACGCCGAAGCGGAGGACUACAAAAAACAGAAGAAGGAGCUUGAGGAUGUCGUUCAGCCGAUCAUUGCCAAACUGUACGCCAGUAGUGGAGGUGCGCCACCACCAGCGGCUGGAGAUGAUGAUGAUCUCAAGGAUGAACUGUGAGCGGCUAUUUCGUGUAUAGCGUAGUCUAUUAGUCCUUCGUACUAGUUUGUUAGCCCCCCUUCACCACUCGAUCAACAUGGCAAAAAAGGGUAUGGUAGAGGUCCGUUAGGGAGUGCCCUCAAUACUAUUCAUAGUAUUUGAGAUAAAGAAUACUGUAGCAAGAAUUCCGACAGUAUGAGCGAGUGGAAAACGGGAUCGAAUGUUCGUGUAAUAAGCGCGUUAGAUUCUCAUCUCAUUUUUCAGAUGGGAAAGAAACAAAAAAAAAGUUAAUUUAAAGAACAACACUAAGAACUACAUUUACGAGCAAGACGUUGAUUUGUCUAAUUUAUUGUUGUCUUAAUUCUCUGCUAAGGUAGCCCGUGAAAAAAAAGAUUCGCUUUCAUUUGUAGUAGAAUCACCUUCGGGCAUUACAAACCAACUGUGACUGUCACAAACCACGUAAUGAUCGUUUAUUUUUUGAGAAAGUCUGAAGUCAAGAAUUUUCCUAGUUUCUUGCUGGAAUCUUUUCCUUUCUCACCAUCGACUGAUUGUAUGUAAGUGUGCGUGAUUCAUUUCAGAUAAAUAAAUAAUAUAGGAACCAUAUUGCAGCACAGGAAAGUGAGUUCGAGAGCAUCAAAAACUAGAAUAAAAUUAGCAGUGAAAUCGUGAAUGAGCGAUGGUAAACGAAUUAACAAAUGAUGUAUGAGACGAUGAAAUAAAGUUUUUAUAACUAAAAUAACCAUCGAAAA